Messenger RNA from Pistacia vera, 2190 nucleotides. Its product is annotated as glucan endo-1,3-beta-glucosidase 8-like. The transcript has 2 exons. Gene Ontology annotation, biological process: carbohydrate metabolic process. Gene Ontology annotation, molecular function: hydrolase activity, hydrolyzing O-glycosyl compounds. Lineage: Eukaryota; Viridiplantae; Streptophyta; Magnoliopsida; Sapindales; Anacardiaceae. Gene Ontology annotation, cellular component: plasma membrane. Bases 614 to 2050 code for a protein of 478 amino acids. The record is from RefSeq and is a predicted model, not a curated record.
UUCUUAAGAACUCAACGUCAGGUACAUUCAUUUGGUCUUCCUUUUCAAUCUUCUCUCAUCAAAAUCAACUCCCUUUUUGAAACAUAUUCCCAUUGAGAGCCCCUUUUCCUUUCUGGGUUUUCCACAAAAUCUCCUCUGUUUCCCCCUGUUUUUCCAUCCCCUUUUUCAAUCUCUUCUAGUCAUUCCCUUUUUGUUUUGAUUGUUUUAAUACAAACCAUAUUUCUAGAAUUUGUUGUAAUACUGUUUUUGGUUGCUAAAACAAAGACGAUCAUUUCCUUCAUUGGAGUGCUCUGUUUCUGUUUUACCGUUUUUUAUACCUUUUCUCCCUCCAAACUUUCGCUUUAUAAUAUAAUAUACUAAAUAUACAACUAUAUAUCCUAAUUUCGGAUAUAUUUAGAUUUUGUUUACUUCUUUUUUCUCUGUUUCACGAUCUAUAAUCGCUUUAUUUUCGCUGGUUUCUCGUACCCACCUACCAGAUACAGUUUUUUUUUUUUUGUUUUCCUCUACUUCAGUUAGUUCUUCUGUUUUUCUUAUAUUUAAUACUGGUUAGUCUACCUGAUUUGUUUCCCAUUCCCGGAAAAUAAUUAUAAUCCUGGGAAACAAAUAGAAAAGGAUGGGUUUUUCUUGGUUUCUGAAACUGGUAGUGGUUCUUGGUAUUUUGAGUUGUUGUGUUAAUGGUCUUGGUGUGAAUUGGGGAACUCAGGCUACCCACCCACUGUCGCCAAAGACAGUGGUACAGCUGUUGAAAGACAAUGCAAUUACAAAAGUGAAGCUUUUUGAUGCAGAUAAAAACACCAUGAGUGCUCUUGCUGGUUCUAAUAUUGAAGUAAUGGUGGCCAUUCCUAAUAAUCAACUUCUGGUUAUGACUAAUUAUGAUAAAGCCAAAGACUGGGUGAGGAGGAAUGUCACAGCUUACAAUUUCAAAGGUGGUGUUAAUGUCAAAUACGUUGCGGUUGGGAAUGAGCCUUUCCUCACAUCCUACAAUAAUUCAUUCCUAAAUUCCACUUUCCCAGCGCUUCAGAACAUUCAAAAUGCCCUCAAUGAAGCUGGAGUUGGAGAUUCCGUAAAAGCUACUGUGCCCUUAAAUGCCGAUGUCUAUGAAUCACCAGAAAACAAUCCUUACCCAUCUUUUGGAAGAUUCCGUACUGAUAUCAAUACAGAAAUGACCCAGAUUGUUGAGUUUCUAAAUAAGAACAAAGCUCCUUUCACCGUAAACAUCUAUCCUUUCCUAAGUCUCUACGGUAAUGACGAUUUCCCUGUAAAUUAUGCUUUCUUUGAUGGGGGUACUCCAAUUGUUGAUAGUGGAACUGGAAUCCAGUACACCAAUGUCUUUGAUGCCAACUUUGAUACUUUGGUUUCGGCUUUAAAAGCUGCUGGAUAUGGAGACAUGACCAUUUUGGUAGGAGAGGUUGGUUGGCCAACAGAUGGGGACAAGAACGCGAACAAUGGUUUAGCUGUUAGAUUCUAUAAUGGGCUUUUACCUAGACUUGCAGCCAAUAAAGGCACCCCUCUUCGGCCUGGAUACAUUGAAGUUUACUUGUUUGCUUUACUUGAUGAGGAUGGGAAGAGCAUUGCUCCUGGUAAUUUCGAGCGUCAUUGGGGAAUCUUUAGGUACGAUGGACAGCCUAAAUUCCCCAUGGAUUUGUCCGGUCAGAAUCAAAACAAACUCCUUAUUGGUGCAACGGGCGUCAAAUAUCUUGCUAACAGAUGGUGUAUGUUUAAUCCGAAUGCCAAGGAUGUUAGCAAACUUGCAGCUACCAUAGAUUUUGCGUGCAGUAAUUCUGACUGCACGACCCUUGGAUAUGGUUCUUCUUGUAACAAUUUGGAUGCGAAUGGGAAUGCUUCGUAUGCAUUUAACAUGUACUUCCAAAUCAAAGAUCAGGAUGAGUUGGCCUGUGGUUUUCAAGGUUUGGGCACAACUACUACACAGAAUCUUUCAACAGAGCAAUGCAGUUUUCCCAUUCAGUUAGCUUCAUCUGCUUCUUCUUUCAGCCCCUCACUUGUGGGUUUGGCAUUGAUGAUGAUGGUGUCAACAUUUAUGUUGCGAUAGAUUUAUUAGAUAGUGGAUAGAAUCUUCUUCUGUUUCUACUUCUUUCUCACUAGUUCAUUUAUUUUUGAUAGUUUCGUGUACGAUACUUCGAGCCUAUAUUUAUUUUUCCCGAUUUAUUCAAUAAAACUACACUUCAUUUA